UUCAUUGAUCUGGCAGCGCCGACCUGUUCGACGUACACAAACGUAGGCCAGUUAUUAAAUUGAAAUUAUUGUUAUUAAAAAAAUUAAUUUGUACAAAAUGAUGGACGGCACGGAUGAAUCAAACAUAUUGAAUAGUCCCGCUACCAAUAAUGGUGGUACAAUGGAAAUUUCGUCACCAAAUCCAUUGGCUCCAGCAACAGCAACAAAUGGAAGCGGAAGUGCGACUUCGCCUGACAGCUCAUCGUCGGCACCUGUAACACCUGCUGCAUUAGGUGAAAAUGCGCUGCAUGUUGAAAUCUCUGAUGCACUCAGUGAAAAGGAAAAGGUAAAAUUUACCGUGCACACACGCACCACACUGCCUGGCUUCGCUAAGAAGGAUAAUAAUGUCGUGCGCCAGCAUGAAGAGUUCGUUUGGCUGCACGAUCGCAUCGAGGAGAAUGAAGACUAUGCGGGCUACAUAAUUCCGCCGUGUCCGCCACGACCCGAUUUCGAUGCAUCGCGCGAGAAGCUACAGCGUCUGGGCGAAGGCGAGGGCAAUAUGACCAAAGAAGAGUUCAAAAAAAUGAAAUCCGAAUUGGAGGCAGAGUAUCUGGCCACAUUCAAGAAAACGGUUGCCAUGCAUGAAGUAUUUUUACGUCGUUUGGCCAGUCAUCCCGUUUUUCGUAUCGAUCAGCAUCUAAAGGUAUUUUUGGAAUACGAUCAAGAUCUGUGCGCCAAGCCACGCAAGAAGAUGGCCAUCUUUGGUGGCUUCGUUAAAUCUUUAGGCAAGACCACAGAUGAGAUAUUGCUGAGCGCAACUGUUCGUGAUGUGAAUGAUUUCUUUGAGAACGAGCUGCAGUUCCUUACCGAAUACCAUGGCCAUUUACGUGAGGCAGCUUCGCGCACUGAGAAGAUGACGCAGCGCCACAAAGAUGUGGGCUAUUCGCAUCAGAAGAUAUCGAAUGCACUCACAGAGCUCUCUACAACAGAAAAAGGGAAUAUGGAAACUUUUGUGGCCAAGUCUGCGGAGGUGUUUGAACGCAUAAAGAAUCUGGAGACGCGCGUGGCAAGCGAUCAGGAUUUAAAGCUCGGCGACACUUUGCGCUAUUAUCAGCGCGACAGCAAUGCAGCAAAGGCUUUAUUGAUACGUCGCCUACGUUGUUUGGCCGCCUAUGAGACAGCCAAUCGUAACUUGGAGAAGGCGCGUUCUAAGAACAAGGAUGUUCAUGCGCCGUUGGAGGUGCAAGAGGCUGAAACUGCUCAAGCUGAGGCUUGUGAGAAGUUUGAGUCCAUGUCCGCCUGCGGCAAGGAAGAGCUGAUUGGUUUUCGCAAUAGACGCGUGGCUGCUUUUAAAAAGAGUCUCGUGGAGCUAUCCGAUCUGGAGAUCAAGCAUGCUAAAAGCCAAUAUGAUUAUCUGCGUCAGUCGCUGCUGGCCCUUAAGGAAAUCGCCUGAAAAGCUGAAGCUUUCUUUCAUCAUUUGCACACAUUGUUUACACACACCACAAAUUAUUAGCCAAGGCCCCCUCCAAGGAGUAAAUCAAUUGGUUUUUGCUAAGCAAACAGUUUUAUUAUCUCUUAUUAACUACAA
Drosophila hydei is the source of this 1567-nucleotide messenger RNA. RefSeq names its product sorting nexin-32 (gene Snx6). The coding region runs from base 98 to 1432 and encodes 444 amino acids. Lineage: Eukaryota; Metazoa; Arthropoda; Insecta; Diptera; Drosophilidae. The transcript has 8 exons. The record is from RefSeq and is a predicted model, not a curated record. Gene Ontology annotation, biological process: phagosome-lysosome fusion involved in apoptotic cell clearance. Gene Ontology annotation, molecular function: phosphatidylinositol binding.